CGACAAUAACAUUCGACCAUGCACUCUCAUGCGCUUGGCUAGAGCACUACUGCCCGCAGCUCGACCUCUUGUGCGUGCAUCGACCGCUUCUGCUCCUGGCCUCUCGCUACGCGCCUGCACCCAGCCAGCUUUGUUGCGGCACCACCGCGCCCUCUCGACACCGAGCCGCUCGACGACCAUGGCCAAGCCGACGUACCGCUACAUCUCGGCGGAUGACCUAGCAGCCCUCCUCAAGUCGGAGCCCGAGGGCGCGUUCAAGUCGUGGGCCGUGAUCGACGUACGCGAUAGCGACUUUGCGGGCGGGAACAUUGUCGGCGCGGCAAACUACCCCAGCGAGGUCUUCCUCGCCGAGGUGGACGCGCUGGUCCGGCGCGCUGAGAACGUGCCUGUUAUCGUGUUCCACUGCGCGCUGUCGCAAGUCCGCGGACCCAAGGCUGCACGACGAUACGCCGAGGCGCGCGAAACGCAGCUCAAGGACGCCGCGCCGGCGCAGGAGAUCCUCGUCCUCCGCCAGGGCUUUGAGGGGUUCCAGUCGCGAUACCGCGACGACAAGGCGCUCGUGGAGAAGUUUAACAAGUUUUACCAUGACUAGAGGG
This is a messenger RNA of Vanrija pseudolonga, 596 nucleotides long. RefSeq names its product Dual specificity phosphatase ibp1 (gene ibp1). Gene Ontology annotation, molecular function: protein tyrosine phosphatase activity. Gene Ontology annotation, cellular component: nucleus; cytoplasm. NCBI's taxonomy places the organism in Eukaryota, Fungi, Basidiomycota, Tremellomycetes, Trichosporonales, Trichosporonaceae. The transcript is spliced from 8 exons. Bases 29 to 592 code for a protein of 187 amino acids. The record is from RefSeq and is a predicted model, not a curated record.